CUCUUGCUCUCUCUCUCUCUCUCUCUCUCUUCAUCGUCUCUUCCAUUUUUCAACCUCUGAAUCAAUUCUGUGUUUUGAAUUGUUUCUGGGUGUGCUCUUAUUUUUAUUUUAGAUUAGAUAUGGAUAUAGAUAUGGAGUCCAAAGCCAUUGUAGGAGAAGAUGAGAAUGUGAAAAAGAUCAGAUUUGUAUUCGGCUCUGAACUAUCAGACGCAGACAUUCUCAAAGCGCUUUCUCAAUGCCAAAACAACCCAGAUGACGCAAUCAACUUCAUCCUCGACACACCCGGUUUUUUGUCGCCGCAAGUGACUGUUAAACGGACUGUUACUAGCACUGGAGCUCGAAUUUCUGGGCCUAUCAAGCAAGAAAACGGUCAAGGAUCAGAGGAAGUUGAAUCGGUUGAUGGGUUGAUGCCGAAGAUCGAAGUGAAGGAACAACCUGGUUUGGGGAUUCAGAAGAAAUCGGUACCCAAAAUGUCGUUUGAUGAGUUUCUUGUGGCUACGAAUACGAAAGUCAUGGCUGAUGAUGAAUAUCUCAAAUCCCAGAUUAAGGAAGAGAAAGAAGAGGCAGUUUUGAAUAGGGAUGUGAAAAUGGAGGUGGAUUGUAUUGAGAAGAAAGUGGCUGUGAAAGGAGAGACCGAGGGUUCGGAGAGUCUUCAAUCUUCGGAGCCAUUGAUUAGCCCAGACAUGACUUUUCAAGAGUAUCUUCGAUUGGCAGAGAAGCCUAAAGAACCAAAACCCCAAUCACAUUGUGGGUUGAAUACAAAACCUGAUUUGGGGGCUUUUGAGAAGGUCUCUGGAAAAAAAGAAGAGUUUAUGGAUGGGUUUGAUGAGUUUUGCAGGUCUAGAGAAAAACCCAAUUACAAUCUGCUAAAAGCCUCAUCUGUCAAGAAAGAGAGAGUCGAAGAUCGGAGGCUUAGUACAGUUGUGAUUGAGGAUGGGGAUUUUCCAGAAGAUCCAGAUUGGUUGUUGGUGGGAAGGACAACGAUUAUUGGGCUUUCGACAACAAAGGGAAGGAAAUUGGAGAACAAUGAGAUUGUUCAUUUUGCUUUUCCUUCUACGGAUUCAAAGGGUAGAUGCAACUCACGCUAUAUGAGUGCGAAGGCUACUGCUGCUGCAACCAUUGUUCGCUUCUCGACCAAACGAUCAGGGGAGCUUGGGAGGUUGCCAAUGGAGUGGGCAAAAUGCCUUAUACCGCUUGUGAAUUCUUCAAAGGUGAAAGUUCUUGGUCGAUGUAUAGCUGCACCAUUAAAUAUGUGUUUGAUGCAGGAGAUAUUGUUAUAUGUUAGCUUUUAUAUUCAUCAUUCAAUUUUCACGGAUGGUGACAAGUCUUCGUGGAAGCUAGAUGCUCCCUCAAACAUUGACUCCACUGUUUAUCCUCUCCUUACACUUUUCAAAUUGUUGAAAACUAAACCAUUUCAGAAGGCUGAAUUCACCCCAGAGGAACUUGAUUCUCGAAAACGGUCAUUAAAUCUACAUGUUGAUUCAAAUGAAGCUGCAUCCAUGUUGCCUAUAGUGAAACGGCAGAAGGGUUGCCAGCAGUACCCGGAACAGACCAAAGAUGAGCAAGCUAUCUCAGAAUCAUCAUUGAACAAACUUGUUGGUGCUGUAGAUGUGUACAACUUGGAGGAGAUGGAGCCUCCCCAUACACUUAUGUGUGAUUUAAGGCCAUACCAGAAGCAAGCUCUCUACUGGAUGUCGGAAUCAGAGAAGGGAGUGGAUGUUGAGAAAGCAGCAAAAACUCUUCAUCCUUGCUGGGCAGAAUACCACAUCUGUGAUGAGAGGGCUACUGCAAUUUAUGUGAACAUUUUUUCUGGGGAAGCAACUACACAAUUUCCAACUGCCAUGGAGAUGGCACGAGGAGGGAUUUUAGCAGAUGCAAUGGGGCUUGGGAAAACUGUGAUGACAAUCGCUCUAAUACUUGCAAGACCAGGCAGAGGGAGCUCCCAUGACCAAAAACUUGUCUCAGGUGCUGCAGAUGAAACUGAGUGCAUAAAGAAAAAGAAAGAAAGUUCUGAUACAAUCUCAUCAAAAGUCAAAGGCGGAACUCUCAUUAUUUGUCCCAUGGCCUUGCUAAGCCAGUGGAAGGACGAGCUUGAAACCCAUUCAAAGCCAGAAACCAUUUCGGUUUUUGUUCACUACGGUGGGGAUAGAACCAAUGAUCCCAAGGUGAUAGCAGAGCAUGAUGUGGUCUUGACAACAUAUGGUGUAUUAACUGCUGCUUAUAAGAAGGAUGCAGAAAACAGCAUUUUCCAUAGAAUGGAGUGGUAUCGGGUAGUUUUAGAUGAAGCUCAUACUAUCAAAUCCUCCAGGACUCAAGGUGCUCAGGCUGCCUUCACAUUGUCCUCUCACUGCCGGUGGUGUCUUACGGGUACACCUCUUCAGAAUAACUUGGAAGAUCUCUACAGCCUCUUAUGCUUCUUACAUGUUGAGCCAUGGUGCAACUGGGCAUGGUGGUCCAAAUUGAUUCAACGGCCCUAUGAAAAUGGUGAUCAGAGAGGGAUGAAAUUGAUUAAAGCGAUUCUGAGGCCACUAAUGCUGAGGAGGACAAAGGAGACAAAGGAUAAAGAAGGAAGGCCCAUACUUGUUCUCCCACCAACCGACAUUCAAGUCAUUGAAUGUGAACAGUCAGAAGCUGAACAUGAUUUCUAUGAUGCCCUCUUCAGGAGAUCUAAAGUCCAAUUCGACCAGUUUGUUGCACAAGGAAAAGUUCUUCACAACUAUGCAAAUAUUCUUGAGCUGCUUCUUCGCCUAAGGCAAUGCUGCAAUCACCCAUUUCUUGUUAUGAGUCGAGGUGACUCACAAGAGUUUGCAGAUUUGAACAAGCUUGCAAGAAGGUUCCUUGAAGCCAAUACUGAUUCAUCCACUCCGAAUCACAAAGUCCCAACCCAAGCCUACAUUGAAGAGGUGGUUGAGGGUAUUAGGCGUGGUGAAAACACAGAAUGCCCAAUUUGUCUGGAGUCUGCAGAUGAUCCCGUGCUCACGCCUUGUGCUCAUAGGAUGUGUAGAGAAUGCCUUUUGUCAAGCUGGCGAACCCCAUCAGCCGGGCUUUGCCCAAUUUGCCGUCAACUGUUGAAGAAGAGCGACCUCAUUACAUGCCCAUCUGAGAACAGGUUUCGUAUUGAUGUUGAGAAGAAUUGGAAGGAAUCUUCUAAAGUUACAAAGCUCUUGGAAUGCUUGGAAAAGAUACACAAGAUGGGUUCUGGAGAGAAGAGCAUUGUUUUUAGCCAGUGGACUUCAUUUUUGGAUCUGCUAGAGAUACCAUUGAGGCGGAAGAGAAUUGGGUUCUUGAGGUUUGAUGGGAAACUGGUGCAGAAACAAAGGGCUCUGGUUUUGAAGGAGUUUAAUGAGACUAAUGAGAAAAUGGUACUCUUGAUGUCAUUAAAAGCAGGAGGUGUGGGCUUAAAUUUGACUGCAGCUUCCAAUGUGUUUCUUAUGGAUCCAUGGUGGAAUCCAGCAGUGGAAGAGCAAGCAAUAAUGCGAAUUCAUCGCAUCGGUCAAAAACGAACUGUUUCUGUUAGAAGAUUCAUUGUCAAGGACACCGUGGAGGAACGGAUGCAACAGGUUCAAGUGAGGAAGCAACGGAUGAUUGCCGGAGCCCUCACUGAUGAGGAAGUCCGAUCUGCCCGGAUCGAAGAGCUUAAAAUGCUUUUCAGAUAAACCUUGGUUUAUCCUUUACAAUGCUUUGGUAAUUUAUUUUCAAUUAGGUAGAGAGAAGAGGGGGAAAAGUUAUGCUCUGGGGGGCUUUUUGUAAAUAAGCCAAUUUUUGGAGGGAUAGAAGAGGUAUUUCUCAUUUACACAAUUGAGAACUUUGUUAAUUGUAUUGGCCAAAUGAUCAACCCCCAAUUUUGUAAAUUUGUAGAGCAGUGAAAUGAUGUUUCUUGUCUUCUCUA
Messenger RNA from Camellia sinensis, 3889 nucleotides. Its product is annotated as Helicase protein with RING/U-box domain-containing protein. Gene Ontology annotation, cellular component: nucleus. NCBI's taxonomy places the organism in Eukaryota, Viridiplantae, Streptophyta, Magnoliopsida, Ericales, Theaceae. Gene Ontology annotation, molecular function: nucleic acid binding; ATP binding; ATP-dependent activity, acting on DNA. The record is from RefSeq and is a predicted model, not a curated record. Gene Ontology annotation, biological process: DNA repair.